GAAGAAGAAGGAGGAGAAGAAGGAGACAGCAGCCGCUGGCGCAGAGAAACAGAGAGAAGACCAGCAAAAAGAAGAAAAACUCCCACUGGUGAGGUCUCUUCUUCUUCCGGCUCCUCUACCUACCUACCUGACCUGACCUGAGCUCGCCCCUCCAGUCUCACUCGGCCUCACCCAGCAGCCUUGCACCAAGCCCAGGCCUCAAGUCGACCAGACUCCCUCCCCUCUCCUCCCGGCGUCUUCUAAUUAGUUUUAAAACACUUGCACUAUGACAGGGAGAGGCGGACCAGCACGGACCAACGGCACCGCGGCCAGCAACAAGAUCUGCCAGUUCAAGCUAGUGCUGUUGGGGGAAUCCGCGGUGGGGAAGUCCAGCCUGGUGCUCCGCUUCGUCAAAGGCCAGUUCCACGAGUACCAGGAGAGCACCAUCGGAGCUGCCUUCCUCACACAGACGGUAUGUUUGGAUGACACAACAGUCAAGUUUGAGAUCUGGGACACUGCGGGACAGGAGCGGUAUCACAGCUUGGCACCGAUGUACUACAGAGGAGCGCAGGCUGCCAUCGUGGUCUACGACAUCACCAACACAGAUACAUUCACAAGGGCAAAGAACUGGGUGAAGGAGCUCCAGCGACAAGCUAGCCCCAACAUUGUUAUCGCACUGGCAGGGAACAAAGCAGAUCUGGCCAACAAGAGGGCUGUCGAUUUCCAGGAAGCACAAGCAUAUGCAGAUGACAACAGUUUGCUCUUCAUGGAGACUUCAGCUAAGACGGCUAUGAAUGUCAAUGAGAUUUUUAUGGCUAUAGCCAAGAAGCUUCCUAAGAACGAGCCUCAGGGCGGAGCCGGCGUGACUGGACGAGCCCGAGGCGCCGUGGACCUGCAGGAAGCUGCGCCGCAGGGCAGUAGUGGCAAGUGCUGCGGUGGCGGGAACUAACCCGGCACAACGAGUUCCGCUGAUCCGACCAAUCUACAGCUCCGAUCAACCAGACCAGAUAUAUUAGCCAGCUGUCAAACAAAGUUCCACUGGUCAAACCAAACCAAACCAAGGUCCGACCAACUACCCCCAUCAGCACCAAUCAACUGUUUGUGGCAAACGAGUUCACUGGCGGUUUCCAAACCAACCAAACCCGGCAGAGCGAGAAAUCAACCCCACAGGCUUAUUUACAGAAUCAUGUUUUAAUGUUUCCCCAGUACUUGUCAAUCCAUGACCUCUCUAUUGACGAUGGACACUUAGGGGGAAGGAGAAGAGAAAAAAAACAACGCCCCACUCUUGGAAGAAGGAAAAAAAAAGAAAAAGUCAUUACCAAUGGCACUUAAUAAGGCCAUCUUGCUCACCUUUAUGUUUCUGUAUUUGUGUAGAGGGGGGAACAAAAAUUGACAGGAAGGAAUAUAAACCGGCUCAUUGGCUCUGUCCCCCCCCCCCCCCGCUUCCCCAUGCACCACACAUUUCUGUAAGUAUUUCCAUCAACACUGUUAAAACUCCGGUCCAGGUGCAUGCCGCAGUCCUUCACUUGUCUGUCUUCUUCCCUGGUCAAGCUUCCUGAAAAAGAUGGAAGAAGAGAAGACUCGCAACAGGAGAACGGGAAUGGACAGAUAAUUCCUUCUUGGUAGAGCUGUGUAGAAUGAAUUAUUAUUACAUUGUUAUAUUGUUAUCACUAUUAUUAUUAUUAUUACUAUGACUUCGACCUCUUUUUGACUGUUCAGUAUGAUUUUAAAGCCAAGGAGACUUUCAAGGUUUUACAAUCAUCCAGCUGUUAUCAAAGCAUACACAGUAAAUAGUACUUUAUUAACAUUCUCACCCAUUAGUAAAUUUUCUUUAGCAUGAACGUAACGUUUUUUGAAUCACCAGUGUACAAAUGACAAAUACAUGAAGUUUUCUCGACCAAAAUCACAACUGUGUAUUGAAAACAUAUCGCUGUAUUUGUAUCAGACUUUUCAAGUUUAUAAUCAAUCAGUAGUUAUUGUCAAAACAAUAUCUUCCCGAUCUCUACAUGAUGAUUUGUUGACCUUAAUUAUUUUAUUUUUUUUAUGUCUUAAUUUCUUUUCUUUCUGAAGAUCUAUGGUAUUAAAUGCACUGGUUCUGUCUCAUCA
Scophthalmus maximus (turbot) is the source of this 2085-nucleotide messenger RNA. It is a transcript of the gene rab5c, whose product is annotated as RAB5C, member RAS oncogene family. Lineage: Eukaryota; Metazoa; Chordata; Actinopteri; Pleuronectiformes; Scophthalmidae. Bases 266 to 928 code for a protein of 220 amino acids. The transcript is spliced from 6 exons. Gene Ontology annotation, molecular function: GTP binding; GTPase activity. The record is from RefSeq and is a predicted model, not a curated record.